Didymodactylos carnosus is the source of this 1128-nucleotide messenger RNA. NCBI's taxonomy places the organism in Eukaryota, Metazoa, Rotifera, Eurotatoria, Philodinida, Philodinidae. The record is from the annotation of a GenBank genome assembly.
AUGACAGAUCAUAACAGUAAAACCGUAGCCAUAUAUUCAGUUCCAAAGUUACGUUGUUGUCAACUAACACAUCGAAAAUCAUUUAUUAUAGCCAUCUGUUUCAUAUUUAUAUUAUGCAUUAAAUAUGUAUCAUCACAAUAUCCUCUAUUAGUAAUACUGAAGUGGUUAUUAAUGCAACAUAAUGUUGAUCAUUCACCAUUUUUAAACGUAACGGGUAAACCAGAUGUAUUUCCAGAUCGAAUGCCUAUUAAUUUAACAAUUGCAUAUGUAGCAGAUACUAGUUUAUGGAAAGAAGCAAGCUUAUUAUACAAUUUAAUACGUUCAGAAUCACAGAUUGAUGCAUUAGUUGUAAGUGGUGAUUUAGAUUAUGUUGAUCAACCAUUAGCUAGGGAACAUUUAUUAACAAAAUAUUUUGGUUCAAAAUUUCCUAUAUUCAGUUGUGCAGGCAAUCAUGAUCAUAACUUUUGGCCAAAAUAUCAACAAACAAUAUUAGAUCGAUGGAAGCGUUCAGGUAUACACCAUAAAUGUUCAGGUAUCAUUGGUGUAGCGCAUAUGUGUACCUACAAAGGUUUAAUUAUCAUACAAAUUGCUCCAGGCAUAUUUGAAAAGUAUCGAUUUUAUGAUUAUAGUCAAUAUUUAGAGAACCAAUUAAAUUUAUAUCAUAGUCAAUGGAAAAUAUGCUCAUGGCAUAAAAAUCAACAUAAUAUGCAGCUCGGUAAUAAACAAGAUGAAACAGGUUAUGAUGUCUAUAAUACGUGUUUAAAACAUGGUGCAAUGAUCAUAACAGGACAUGAACAUAGUUAUUCAAGAACAUAUUUAAUGAAAGGUUUACAUGACCCAAUUGAAGUUUUAUCACGGAAUAGUACAUAUAUUCAAUUAUCUAAUGGAAGCUCAGUUGUUAUUGUUAAUGGUUUGGGUGGCUUCUCCGUAUCAGGUUAUACAAAUAAUUCAAUUGCACCGUAUUGGGCUAGUGUUAAUCAUGCAAAUAUCAAUGGACAUGCAUCAGCGUUAAUAUGCAAGUAUAACUUCAAUGGUAAUAUGAAACAAGCCUUAUGCUAUUUAAAAGAUAUUGUCCAUGGUAAAAGAGAUCAAUUUAUCAUAGAUGUCACUAAUAUACCAAUGAGUUAA